CUUUUAUUUAUGCUUAACACAAUGAACAUCGCAACUUCAUUGGAAUCGGCUUUGUAAUACAGACUAAUUAAUUCCUUGAGUUUGUCUAAAAAUACAUAGGAAAGCGGACAUGGGGAAAAAAUAGCAUAUUAAAACUGGAAUCUAAUAUUGGGGGGAAUCUCAAUGUCGUCCGGCCCUAGUCUAUAAUUUACUGAAGAGGCGGAUUAUAAUAAAUUCUUUUCUGCUUUUACCAGUGUUCUUUAAUACAGUAUCUGUACGUAUACUGAAGUAUACAGUACUGUACUGUCCUUUUCACGCAGGAGCUCUGUGCUGGAGUUAGAUAUGUUAUGAUCUAUUUGUGUUUUGUUUGCUGAUAAAACAUGUCAGAUGAUUGUUUUAAGCUCUCAACAUGGCGUUACAGGAGCUAUUUAAAUUGGUCUGAAUGUGCAGCAUCAUCGGGGUCUCUCCCGGAGAGUGUCACUUUCAUCACAUCGCUUUUUCCUCCUCUUGCAGCACCGCGAUCCAGUUGCAGGCUCAUGCGCGCCAUGGGGCCGUAGAAGCCUUUGCGUGGAAACCAGCACACCCCAACGGUCUUGUGUUCUUCCUCGUUAGCUGGAAACAAGGCUGGAUUGACCUCGUCCCGUCGCUCAAGUCCCAUCAGCCCGGGUGCAGGCAGGUCGGACAUCUGGCUGGUCCUCACAGACGUUCGUCCCUCGACUACCAGGAACUCACCAUCACACACGUUCACAUAUUCAGAAUCCGAAGACACUCGGAUGUGGGUUUGACAAAACAAGCCAAGUCGGGACCGCCGGCAGCUUUCUGUAUCUUGGCGCAGUAUCGAGCUUCAGCGGGGCUGAGCACUCCCGGAGUCCGUUUUCCAAGAUUCUCCCCUGAUGAAUGUGAUUCCAGCAGACUGCAAAGCUCUGGACACAGCUCCAGUGUAAGCAAAGCUGUGAGCCCAUUGUUGAACUUAGACGACACCGAAAAACACUGCACCAGAUCCGGCUACACCCAGCACCUUUCCAUGUCGAAGUCAGCCCAGAUGCCGCUGUCCAACAUCACGGUGUCAAAGCCCUCAAUCUCCCGGGUACCCAGCAGCAUGGAGGGCAUCAACCAUGAGCUGGAGAAGGUAUUUAUCAAAGACAGCGGAGAGAAGGAGGAGUUAAAGUCUCUCGAGGUUCCCGAUGGCCGCCGGGCGCCCUUCCCUCCCCAGCAGCGCAGCAGCAGCAGCUCCAGAGGCACUGACGCCCAAAUCCCCUCGGCCCCCGGGCGGUCCAGCAGUUGCUCCAGCCUGUCACCCUGCCCCUCACCUGCCUGUCCAUCAGAAUCACAUGACAGCAGUCCUUACUCCACAGAGGAUUUACUCGAUGAUCCCGAUAAAGACAGUGAAAGCAGCUCGCCACUCCCCAAAUUCGCCUCCUCACCCAAACCCAACAACAGCUACAUGUUCAAGCGAGAGCCGCCUGAAGGUUGUGAGAAGAUUAAAGCCUUUGAGGAGAUGAGCUCCAGGCAGUCCACAUCAGCAUCAGUUCCUCUCUUUUCCUGUCCCGACAAAAACAAAGUCAACUUCAUUCCAACCGGCUCCGCAUUCUGCCCCGUUAAACUCCCGGGCUCCCUCCACCUCAUGUCAGCCGUCCAGUCCGAAGAGCACGAGGACGGGACAGAAACAACGCUGCACGGGGCCCCCGCUGAAGCCUCGACAAGCACCGCCACGGAGGAUCCUCCAGAGGUGCCCGGCUUACCCACAGAGACUGCAGAUCUGCAGAUAGACAGUCCGGCCAUCAGCUAGAACUGAGCAGAGCUGGUCUCUAGCUCUGGGUUUUACCUUUGUCAUGUAUGACCAGUGACUCUCCCAAAACACCCUCUUCUGCUCUGCCAGAGGGGAGCCUCAGUAAUCUCUGCGCUGACACCUCCGACCCCUCUACUAUCUCUGCAUGAUGUACAAUCCGUCUCCGGACACCAAUAACCACUUUGACCAACAAGACUGACACCUCAAUGUUCUGCCCUGUAUUACUACCCCACCUCCGCUUCUGGCAAGGAAAGUCGUAAUUUGUAAUGUGCAGGAAACAUAGGGAAGAAUGGAGCACUAAUGGAAGGGACACGCAUUUUAAACCGAUAGUAUAUUUCUUAUUAAAUUAUGUAUUGUGUUUUGUUUCAAACAUUUGCAGAUUGAAUAAGCUCUUUAUGGAUGUAAAUGUGUGCGUGUGUGAGACCCUCAGGCACAAAACUGUGUUUUGAGCAGGAGCCCAAUAAGCGUUGACUGAAAAUGACCAAUUUUCAGAUUUGUGAUUUAAACACGAGAAAAAGAAGUAAAGGUCACUUGCCAAUUGGAAUCUGUGAAUUUCUUCCCUUAAAAAAAUAAAUAAAAU
Molecule: messenger RNA, 2348 nt
Organism: Hippocampus comes (tiger tail seahorse)
Lineage: Eukaryota; Metazoa; Chordata; Actinopteri; Syngnathiformes; Syngnathidae
Gene: glcci1a
Product: glucocorticoid induced 1a
Exons: 7
Coding region: 422-1768 (448 amino acids)
Biological process (GO): podocyte development
Cellular component (GO): cytoplasm
Source: RefSeq, a predicted model, not a curated record